This is a messenger RNA of Pocillopora meandrina, 5977 nucleotides long. The record is from the annotation of a GenBank genome assembly. Lineage: Eukaryota; Metazoa; Cnidaria; Anthozoa; Scleractinia; Pocilloporidae.
CAAAAGACAAGGCCGGCACAGUAGAGGUUAAAACACUUAGAAUGUCCAUCUUGGAGGUGGCAGAGGCCGUCGAAAAAUUUGCUCUUAAUUAUGGCAAGCGACACUUGAGUGGAAAGAGGUCUUUGGAAAGGAUCGUUUUCCCAAAAAUAGGUGAGUUUGUGGCCUUCAAUCCUGUUUAGUUUCGAAGUCUAUUCUUCUGUUACUUACUGACUUGCUGACUGACCCACUGAAUUGUCUAAUUUACUACAGCUAGAUGAUGUAAGAACUCAUUUAUAAGCCCAAUUUUUAAGAAACGUUAAUGUUGAAUGUCAUAGAUACAUCUGUUCUUUUAAUCUGCUUGAUACUUUGAUUAUUCGCGGUGUAGAAGGAAAUUCAACGUAUUCUUGAACAGUUAACAACACGAAAGAAUUGGAAUCCUUCAAAUUGUGAAAUCAUUCUUCUGGCUCUGUUUAUUGAAACUUUUCUUAGAUGAUAAAUUUAUGAGUAACACUUUACUAUCUAAAAUUUCAAAUCUUACAAAUACUUUCCGGUUGCAUCACUUAAUACACUGAGCUCAAAAUUGGCCUAUCGUCUGCGAUGCAUAUAAAUGCAAGAUUCUUAACCGUACUCAUAGAAACUCCCUAAUGAACUUUAUAGUUCUCCGACGAAACGGUUCGAGGAACCAAUUGAGUUUUCACUAUUUUAGUCCGUACAGUAUUACUCACUUUUUCAUCAGUUUUACCCUAAAAAACCUUGUAAAAUGGUUGAAAUCGUCGAAUAGUCGUUGAAGGGCAAAUAAGGUACAAACAAUACAGGUCCAUCUAAUAAGAUUAUGAAAUAUUUUUGUAUACCGCAAAACGCACGUUUGCGUAGAUGUGUUAUUGUAAAUUUCACCGUAACUGCUUUCAUUUGUCUUUUUUUUUUCCCGACAGUUUUGGUCAUUCAAAAAGCCUAUCGCAAGAAUGCAAGUGGCUUCCACUUUGAGGAACAACAAUGGCGAGCAAGAAUCGAUAUCCCUUCUUCAAAUUUUGAGGAAAAUGGUUCGUAUCAACUAUUGUGGUAACUUCACAACUUUUAGUAUUACCUUGGUUUCUCCAAUAGAAAUUUCUGUAUUGAAUCAAAGCCUCAUAUGAAGGCGCUUUCUUAGUUUACAUAGUCUAUCUUCUUUAAUCAUUCGCCUGCUAAAAAUUCACAUAGCUCAGAGCCUGAUAAAACUUUCAAUUUUGUGUCUUUUAUGUUGUUGUUUGAUAACUUUUUUUGUUGAUUCUUGGGGGUUUUAAAGGAUCAAUGGUGGUUGCGUGUGUGUACAAGGAUCUGCAUGACCUACUCCUGACAGAUCAAGUCAUAAGGAGUGAAACAGACCACCAAAGGUGCCGUUAUUUUCGUCUUACUCCAUGUCGUUUACCCCCAAAAACACAUAACACGGAAACACAUAAGAUCUAAGUUUAACUAAACUGAACUGAGAAACUUUCCAAAAACCCUAAUUAAGGUUGGAAGCUUCCCUGCUUAUCUCUGACCAUUUCACCUUCAUGAAAAAUUGGCUUGAAUCUACCAAAAGUAUGUUAUAUUGCUUCCUCGAUUCUGGUCCAUUUUCAAAUACAAUUUCUUCAUAGGUAUAUCAACUCCAGGAUAAUGGCCGUAACUAUGGACCCCAAGCCAGAGAAAUUAGAAGAAAAUGUCAUCCUAAAGUUCAAAAACCUAAAGGUAACGUGAAAAUUAGUUGCUGUGUGUUGUUUUGAUUUAUUCUGACAAGAUAAAACGCAUUUUCAGGUCUUGACAGCAGAGAAGCGCUGUAUGUUUUGGAGUGGCCUCAGCAAAAGGUAAAAAUACUACAAUAUAUUAUUGUAUAGUAUUUAUUCCUUCUAAAAUUAAAUCAGUUAUGGAGGAGAAUGAAUGAACUUUCGCGCAGAUUAACACAUUAACAACAUGUUGUUUUUUUUAGAGAGAGGAAGUCUGAUUGAAAUGUCCUCGCAACUAAGAAAAUCUUAGCGCAAAAUUGUGAAACAUCACCUCUUCCCCAAACAAUGAAUAAUUUUGUGCCCUUUGUUAACUUUAAAUUUUUUUUAUGUCUGACAGCUUUUCAGAGGAAGGAUGCCAUGUAGUUACAUCAAAAAGCAACUCAGAAGAAACAGUUUGCAGUUGCAAUCAUUUGACGCAUUUUGCCGUCUUAAUGGACUACGCUGGUAGCACAAAGGUAAUAAAGUUAGUUUUGUCUUACUCAAUAGUUUUAUGGGCUCAAUGAACUAACUAAAUGUUGUCCUUCAAUUUUUCUUUUUUUAACACAGCUCACCGAGGAGGACGAAACAAUUCUGAAAAUUAUCACCUACGUGGGACUGAGCCUUUCCAUCGUCGGGAUACUUUUAACAUUAAUACUUUAUUCUUGCCUCACGUAAGUAAUGUACCUGAAUAAUAAUUAGGUAGAUUUUUAACUCCCCUCAACAAGGCUGGUGAGAAAAGAGAUCUCAAUGCAAGUCUCCAUGCAAACAAGAACAUGCAUGUCGGAUAAUUCACAAAUUCAAGCUUCAUUUCAUGCCCCAUCACGAAUGCUUGAACAACUCAUGGUUUCACGGUUUAUAAAUUGUUUAGGGUUUAGAGAUUUUCUUCGUAAUAUGUCCUUUUUUGUCCUCUCUGGAGUUAUUUAUUGACUUUUUUUCUUUCCUUUGCUGUCAAGAUUUAGAUAAUCUUUUGGUUAUAUUUUUCUGUGUCUUUUAAUUAAAUUUUUUGUUUUGCUGUUCUUGGUGUAUCCAAUGAGUUGUUGUUGUUGCUUUUGUCUCAUUCAUUCUUUUUUUUUUUACUUUUAUUUCACUAGAGAUGUUCGUCAACCUCUCUCCCAAAUUCGGCUGAGUGUUUCUAUGUCCCUUGGAGUUGGACAGAUCAUCUUCCUCGCCGGAAUAAGCGACACAGAACACAAAGUCAGGGGCCUCUCCUUCUAUCCAUAGAAUGAAUUUACUCUUUGCACCGUAGAUAUCUUGUCGAAAGGAGCACGUUAAGAAUUAUACGAAAACUCUUUCUUUCCACAGGCUGCCUGUGUUUCAGUAGCAGCUCUGGUGCAGUAUUUCUUGAUGGUCGCUUUCUGUUGGAUGCUGGUCGAGGCAAUUUAUCUCUACUUCUUCGUUGUGAAAGUUUACAACAUUAACACCAAGAUGUACAUGUAUCACGUCACCUCAUGGGGUAAGUUGAUUAUUUUACAACAUGCACUGGUAACUGUAACCAUGCAUUUGGAUCGCCAAAUCUGGUGUUGUGAUUCAGCGAAGUGUUUCGAUUUCCUUCUUUUCUUUGUGGGUAGGUCUUCCAAUGAUCAUGGUGGCCAUUUCACUUGGCAUCGCUGCUGGGAAAGAAGGGUUACAAAGCUAUACGAGUGAUAAAUAGUGAGGAAAAAAAAUAACGGUGUCUUCUUGCUUUUCUCCUUUUAAUUAAUUUCAUUGCAUUCUUCUUUUGUAUGUUUGUAUAUGGUUUAGAAUCGGUAUCAUUUAAUUUGCUGAAAAUUUGUGUUUCUUUCUUAUCUUUUACUUCUUUGAGUAUAGUUGCUGGCUUUCCUCGACUAACAACCUAAUCUGGAUAUUUGUCGCCUUUGUGGCUUUCAUUGAAAUUGUGAGUUUAUGAUUAGUGUUGGUGAUUCGGACUGGUAUACCUGCACUAAUUAUUGCCAAAGAUUUUUUUUCUCUUCUCUUAAAUAUAGAAUUAAGUAUUUACCAUGCAUCCCCACACAAUAUUUAACUAUUUACUCAAAAUAAACUUUGGACGUAGCCGCUGUGUUCGGGGAUGCUGGUCAAUUUUAAGCUAGUGAUGGCCUUCAAUAACGAGGAAAACCUGUUGAGACAAUGUCUUCACAGGCAUAAGAUAGCUUAAUAUGUUCUCCAACUUUUACUACAUAGUAUGGAAAGAAAAAACCUAUCCAACUUCCUUGUUAAUGCUUGUCAUAGUUUCACAUUGAUAUAUGAAGAUAUGAUUCUAGCGCAAAAAUAACUCAUAAAGCAAUAUUGCAAAAGGGGAAAGGAGCAGAAAGAGGUGGAGAUAUUGAAUUUAUAUUAUUUAACAUGAGUUUCACUCAGCGUAGUUCAUUUAGUGUGGACACUUUUGUUCGCGAUUUCUUUAGCUCCUUGGUAAAGGAUCUAAGCUCAUAAUCUAGGUCCCCCGGUUGGAAGUUCUAUUCCCUGUAGAAGACUCUGUACCCAACCCUUGUUACCAGACUGGUGACGUUUUUUGCGAGAAAGGAUCCGCUCUUACCUUGGCGAUUCAACUACCAUUUCCUAAUACCUAAUUUAUUUCUAUUGUAUUCUUCAGCUCAAUAUGUUGAUACUCGUACGAGUCAUAAAGGAGAUGACCAAUUUGGUGCAGCCAACAGCGGAAGACAACCAUUUUCAGCAAAUACGGUAAGAUUCCCAACGUAAAACUAAAACAAACUAGUAGAAGAGAUUGCUUUUGAGGCAUAUUCGCCCAACUUCCCCAUUCUUUAACCCAAUGUCUAACGAUGAAAAUUAAUUGUCAAAGGAAACUAAAGAAAUGUUUUUUUCAACUCCUAGACUUGGCAUCAAAGCAUGCGUGGUGAUGAUUCCCCUACUGGGUGUCACGUGGCUAUUUGGUCUACUUUCGCCUGUACAUAAAGCUUUCGCUUACAUCUUCACCAUACUCAACUCUACUCAGGUCAGUGUUCGAUAGUAACUCUCAAAAGUCAUUCAGUCCCUAUUAUUAUUUUACUUAGGGUCAGGCUAAACGUGAGAGACACCAUUACAUUGGUCAGUUGAUAUUUAUUAGAAUUCUGAGAAAAAAAGCUGUUAACUAUGCAACAGAUUCUUCUCCAUUUAUGAGAUAUGCAAUUUUCCCUCCUUCUUGGAAAUCUUAAUAGAAAUUUGACUAGUGUAUUUGAAUGUUGUGAAAAGUAAUGAACUUUAAAUCAUGUUUAUGCUGCAGGGUCUCCUGAUUUUCGCUUUACACGGUAUGCGAGACACUCAGGUAAGAAAAAACAUUAGACUGAUUCUACACCAACUGCAUCUCAUCAAGUCUUAGUGUUUCGAUAAAAUAUCCGAGUGCUAAGAACCAUAUUCCUUGUUGCUCGUCUAUCUGCAGAUCAGAGAGCGAUUUGAAAGAAAGAUGAACAUCGUUUUUCCAUUCCACAAUUCCACAAGGAAGAGCCCACACGUCAAUCCAAGUGAAGUUGGAAAUGUAUGGGCAGUUGAAUUGCAGUCUUGAGCUGAAUUUAAAUCGAAAUCGCCUUAACUUAAUAACUGGAUCCAGUCAGCCGUAAAUAACAGUCAAUUACUUAGUAUAAUCAGCUAUUAGUCGGUUGCGAUCGGUCUGAGUUACAAUCUGCAGACAAAAAGAAGUCAUUCUCUUCAUUAUUGUUUAAGCACUCAACUACUUGUAAUUGUAACCUAUCUUCUUUAUGAUUAUUAGUUUAUUUUCUAGGCGAUCAUAUAUUUGCAGGCAAGAUUCAUCGAAAUAAACCAAUCUAUAGAUUUAAAUUUCUAAUGGCUUAGUAUCUUUAUGACUGUCCUUCGAAUAAGACCACAGAAAUCUAGAAUGCCUAGUCAUGCCGACAUUCAUACCAAGGAACUUCUCGAGAAUUUUACUAGGUUACGUAGUUAAGAUGUAACACUACCAAUCUAGUUGUGUUGUAAGCUUCCAGAAUUUUGAGGAAUUAUUUGUACAUUAGGACUCAGUGCAGCAGUAGUGCUUGUUGUUGUCGGGAGUGACUGACUUUUCCGAAAGCUAUACUGAGAGAGAGCUACUAUGGAAGAUUGUGAAUUUCGAGGAACUUUGAGGACAACCAUGAGAUUGUGUAUGGGGUGAGCUAAUAAAUUGUGGUGGGCUUCAAUCACUUUGUUUAGGGAUAAUUACUCUACCUCCUUUAAGAGUCGUUCCUUGGUAAGAAUAUUACAAGUUGUUCAAUAAAUUAUUUGGGUUUGUUGAUAGAUAAUGCUCUUUCUGUAGGUUAAAGGGGUAAGUUUCUAAAGAAACUGUGGUGCUGCGUCGGUGGGAGAGUAUAGCAGGUAAUUUA